CUAAAAAAAAAUUGCAAUGAGAGACUCGGUUGUUAGAUCUUACAUUAGAUCAGAAACGCCUCGUACGAAAUGGACCGAAGAUCGUCACAACCUUUUUGUUCACAUUGUAGAAUACCUCGGUGGCGAAAUGACGGCAACACCUAAGAAAAUUUUGGAUAAUAUGAAUGUGAGAGACCUUACAAUAUCACAAGUGAAAAGCCAUCUCCAGAUGUAUAGGAUCAACAAGAAAGAAGAAGAUUCUAUAAAAGAAAGGAGAAUGAUAAGGCAAAUAAAUAGGAGGCACUCUCAAAAAUACCUUAAGAUCUCUGAACAUGUUCGAGAUGCUAUCCAAAAUCAACAAAGGCUACAAUUGGAUAGUACUGAGAAAGUAACUCCAAUGGAAGUAUCUUGCAAGUCUCUGUAUCAAUCUUCAAGGGUGGGACCAAAUGAAAACAUAGACAAUGAUGUUAAUGUUGAUGGUGAUGGUGCAAAUGGUGAAGAAGACAUGUCCCUUGAGCUCACUCUUGGUCUGAAGUACUAAGAGAACUAGUUUUUCUAGGCUCGCUCUCUAUUUUAUGUAAUGCUUAAUUGCUUAUACCAUUAUACACAUGGUAUAAGAAAAUAAAAA
Messenger RNA from Camelina sativa (false flax), 607 nucleotides. RefSeq lists its product as uncharacterized. The record is from RefSeq and is a predicted model, not a curated record. NCBI's taxonomy places the organism in Eukaryota, Viridiplantae, Streptophyta, Magnoliopsida, Brassicales, Brassicaceae. Gene Ontology annotation, molecular function: DNA binding; DNA-binding transcription factor activity.